Molecule: messenger RNA, 2797 nt
Organism: Clupea harengus (Atlantic herring)
Lineage: Eukaryota; Metazoa; Chordata; Actinopteri; Clupeiformes; Clupeidae
Exons: 3
Coding region: 110-2797 (895 amino acids)
Cellular component (GO): protein-containing complex
Source: RefSeq, a predicted model, not a curated record
AGCAAAUAAAAUUACAUCAGCAAUUAGACCAGUUUAUCAAGAGUCAACACGAACCCUCCCAACUUUUCAGCAGGACUGCAAAUAUGUAUGACUGAACACCACUGAAGAAAUGGAAAUCUUUGGCAUUACUGGAAGCAUUUCUCAAAGGCAAAUAGGCUCUGAUGUCAUGGAAGGUGAUUCUGCUCGAGCUGAAAUGAGUACUGCCUGUGAUAUCAAGGUGGGUAGUUCAUCUCAGGAUGAAAACAGUACUGCCCCACCGACAGCUAAAAGAAUGAGACUUGACACAGACAGAAUGGACCAGCCGGCAGCAGAGGUGCCUUUCCACUCUAACAACUGCAGAACGCCACUCAUUGAAGCUGAACAAGAAAGACUGCUUGCUGAAAGUAGUUCUUUGACACACUAUGCUUUACAGGAAAGUGACAUCACAAAAAAAGUGGGAGACGAGAUGGAGAAAAGAGAGAUUGUUGAGUUGCCUGAGAAUAGUAAGGUGCACAGUCAAGAGUUUGCCAGUCACCCAUUGGAUCUUAUUAGUGCUGAGGAAACUGAAAGUGAUGUCAUAGGUCAGAUCAGAGGAACUCCAGGUGUCCUGCAGGGUGAUGAAGAUGUUGUGAAAUCUCACUUGGGCCCCAUCACAUGUGAUGAUGUGGAUGCCAGUGCCUUUGAAAAGUGUGCACUGAGUACAUAUGCAGGCCUCAGAGACAGCAGUGUUACUGCUGAAAUUAGUGUCUCAACGAUUGAUGAAUUUCAGCAAGAGUUUUAUGAUAAUGCCUAUAGAGAGCACAGGACUGAAGAGUACCAGAUUCUCCUGGCAUCUCAUUCCGUGUCCUCCUCGUCUCCCUCUAAUGUUGGAGUAAACCCCUAUGGGACCCUAUCAGGCCACAGAGAAGCUGAGAAAAAUCAAGAUAGACCCGAGAGUCUUUUUAGAGAAAAUGCACAUGCCUGUGAUAGAGAGACAAAAGCUGAAGUUAACGAGGAGCGCGUAAUGUGUGACGAGGAGAUGGCUGAUUAUGCGAGCACAGGCUCCAUCUUUACUUAUGAUGUCACAUUAAGUGGUGAUUUGGGAAGUAAUGAUCCCAAGAUCAAUGCGUCUCUUGCUCACAGUGUUCCCAGUAAUGCAGCCCUAUGGCUUUCCACUGACAUAGCAGCUGAAGCCGAAGGUUUGCGCAAGUGUGAUGAAUACACAGCCAUACCCGCACAGUCAGGCCUUAGUCAGAUGCCAGCCAAUGUGUAUAAUGACAUGGCAGGUGUAACUGAGAUAGACACAGGCCAUGAAGUUAGUGGACCAGAUCGAGAUUGUCACAUUAUCCCUGAACACGAGCAACCGGAGGUGAACUCUCAGACCAGUGAUUCAACAUUUGUAACAAGUUUGCACAGCAUGUCUGACGUGACACUGAAUGGCGUCAUAGCAUUUGAGGAAGACACUGCUCAGUGUCCUCCCUUUCCUGAGGCCUAUGCAGAAGCUCCUGUUGUUAGGGAUGAGGUAUGUGAACUUUCUGACGAUCACUGUACCUUUGUGUCACCUUUGAACAGUGACGUUGAGAACUUAAAUAUCGCACUUAAUCCGAGAAGUCUAUCUGAAGAUGAUGAACAGCUUGUGAUUAAUUACGUCAGUUUAAAUGCAUCGUUACUCGGAACUAAUGGCCGCCCAGGGGAAGGAGCCACCACAGAGGAGACAAUGAGGGUCCAUCACCAGGGUUCACAAGCUUUUGUGAGCUUCACCAAACCUGCAGAGAGUCUUGACAUCAGUGUAGAGGCAGUUGCUGAUUCAUAUAGCCAUCAUUCAGUAGAGGCUCAAACUGAUUUACUUGCGCUGGCAAGUCUGGUGUCUGACUCCAUGGACCAUCAUGAAAGUAGAUUGGAGGCUGCAGUGUGCUCAUCCCCAGGCGGGAUCUUGGCCAUGGAAGAGAAGCUUUUGUUUUUUAAGAGUAGCCCUUCCCCGAGUGAAAUUAGAUUGAAGCUUCAGUCGGAGGACUGGAAGGAGGAAUCAGAGGAGCUCUCAGAUGGAGUAGCUUCGCAGCAACUAGUCACACUGCCUUGGGAGGAGAAUGCGAAAGUGACUGAUGCAGUCGCCCACAGUGACACCUCACAUGAAUUCACCGUCAAGGACAUGCCGGUGUUCACGUUGUGCUCUGACGCAGUUGUCCCUGGAUCACACUCAACUCCCACUGAGGAUGUGACAAAAGAGAGCCCAGUACUGCCUGGGUAUGUUUUCUUUGACUGUGUACAUCUGGGUUUCGACUCUUUUGAAAAAGUAAAGAUAUCUCCCGACAGUGAUCUUGAAAACAGCCCACUCCUUGAUCGCUCACCCACUGCUUUGGUUGCAGCUGCGGUCACACAUGUUCACUCAGUUCCUCCACCUGAUAAUAGCCCUGUGAUGCUGACACAUAGUAGGAAUCAUUCAGACAAAACAAUUGAACUAAUAUCACAUUAUGAAGACAAUGGUCCAGUCUCCGCAGCUAGUUUUUCAAAAGACAGAGGAACCACAUGGGGAGGAGAAGAAAGCCAAAAGUGCAUUACUGUUGCUUCUUUACCGGUGGCCUCUCCACAGCAGAGUAUCUCUCCCUUUGAGCCGGAAGAAAACAUCAGCCCAUCAGACAGGAUCACAGACAAUGAUGUUCCUAUGUUGGAAAUGAAAGAGAUGUUUGACUCAGUCAUUGAAGAGCUGUGUAUGUACUUUGAAAUUGGUCAAGAAGAAGAGGAGUCAAAUGAGGUACCUACUGAGUCAAGAAAAGAGGACAGUAAAGUGGUCACCCACUUCUCGAAGGAGAGGACUCUCCACCUGAUAAUAGCCCUGUGA